Tachysurus vachellii is the source of this 5490-nucleotide messenger RNA. RefSeq names its product RAB33B, member RAS oncogene family a (gene rab33ba). Gene Ontology annotation, cellular component: Golgi apparatus; endosome. The record is from RefSeq and is a predicted model, not a curated record. NCBI's taxonomy places the organism in Eukaryota, Metazoa, Chordata, Actinopteri, Siluriformes, Bagridae. Bases 238 to 933 code for a protein of 231 amino acids. Gene Ontology annotation, molecular function: GTP binding; GTPase activity. The transcript is spliced from 2 exons. Gene Ontology annotation, biological process: Rab protein signal transduction.
AUUUCGGCGCUGGUUCAGGACGUGGCUGAAAACCAAAACAGUGCAGCAGCAGAAACAGGAGAGGCUCCAGAGAUGUGGAGUCAGUGUGAUUCGGACAGGAGAGCUCCGGAGAUUACUCACACAUCAUCUGUUACGCUUUAGUGUUGCUGUGUGUUCCAUGGUGCUGUUAUCGCACUGACACGGUUAAUCUUCAUCAUCAUCAUCAUUUUCAUCAUCAUCUCUGACUAACACACAGACAUGGAGUCUUCUCUGGAGUUCAGCAGCUCUCUGACCAGCUCCACACUGCCUCCUCCGCGCACCAGGAUCUUUAAGAUCAUAGUGAUUGGAGACUCUGGGGUGGGAAAGACCUGCCUCACCUACCGCUUCUGUGCAGGAAGGUUCCCCGACAAAACAGAGGCCACCAUCGGGGUGGACUUCCGGGAGAAGGUGAUAGAGAUUGAUGGAGAAAAAAUCAAGGUCCAGUUGUGGGACACAGCUGGUCAGGAGCGUUUCCGUAAGAGCAUGGUGCAGCACUACUACAGAAACGUGCACGCCGUGGUGUUUGUGUACGAUGUGACGAGUGCGGCGAGUUUCCGCAGCCUCCCAGCAUGGAUCGAGGAGUGCCGGCAGUAUGCGCUCGGCCAUGAGGUGCCCCGGAUCCUGGUGGGCAACAAAUGCGACCUGCGCCACGCCGCUCAGGUGAGCACCGAGGUGGCCCAGCAGUUUGCCGAUGCCCACUCCAUGCCUCUGUUCGAGACGUCUGCUAAGAGUCCACAGGGAGGGAGCAAUGACAGCGACCACGUGGAGGCCAUCUUCAUGACGGUGGCACACAAGCUGAAGUCACAGAAGCCGCUGAUGCUUAGUCAGCCGGCCAACACGGUCACACUGAGUGGGCAGGACCAGGAGGAGGAGCCACGCGGAAGCUGGGCGUGCACCUGCUGGAGGAGCUAUUGAGGGACAUAGAGGCGUGGCUAAAUCACUCAAUAUACUAGACGACUUAAAGGGAAGUUGCGUCACAGGUUUAAAGGUUACGAAAUCUCAAAAAGUAUCCGUGAAGGUCAGAGGUUGCCAAACAAACGGCUCGGUUAAGACAAGGGAUUAGAGGCUGAUUAAACUGCAUCCUAGGCGUGAUUGCGAUGCUAACUUCUGCAGUAUCCAAACCCGAACUGAACCCUACACGUCUUCUGUGCUCCAUGGGAAUCCUUAACUCGCGGAUGAAUCGCAAUUUCAGAUCAACAUCCAGACUUGAGUUCUACCUUUUAAUGAAAGACGGCAUAAAAAAACUACUCCGCUUAUUAGACUUUAACUGAUUAACUGACACAAGCAUGCAAACUCAAUACCUUGAAAAUUAGACUAAGCUAAACGGAUAAACACUAUCAGAACGAAGAAGUAGGUGUUUGCCAGUAAUUAAUUUUUUUGUCUUUGUACUGUAAUCCUUGAGAUCACUGCACUAGGAAAAUAAUAAAAUACGCUACUGCAAUACGCAAACGUAAAAAUCUGACCGUUCAUCACAGGUCGCGUUCGAGUUUUUUUGUGGCUGGCACUCGUUAUUAAGCUAAGAGCACCUUGUUCCGUGUUACUGUACUGUGUAUGUAAUGACCAGAAAUGAGUUUGGCUUUCGGUGUUUUUUUUUGCUUGGGGGAAAAAAGAAAAAAAAAGAUAAACAACAAUUGCCUCUAAUAGUCGUAUCAUCGUGACUCCUAAAACUGAACGUAUUGCCACGUGUAGAAGCUGUGCAGUAGAUCUUUAGAUUAAAUAAUCAAUCUCGUUAAUUAUGGACUAUAAUAAUAGUAAUAAUAAUAACGAUAAUCUUAAUUUUUAUUAAGAAUACAAAACAGGUUUUUUUAGUGAGCCCUUGCGAGCAAUAGCAGCUACAUUGUUGGUGCCCUGUGUGAAUAAACGCAUCGCCAUUUACAAUAUAAUCACCAUAUUUAAUAAAAUCCCGUCUCACUGGUCAGCAUUUCGCUUGUAACAAUCCUAUGUGGCUUAUUCAUAGGGCUAAAAAUGCAAACAUAAAAAAAAGCUAUGCUGCUUUCCCAUUGGGACAACAAAAUAAAACACCUCACUUCUAAGUUGCUUCUUCCGUACACAAAGUUUCAUUACUGUCACGUACAGAAAUUCUGAUUCCCCGUCGGCUGGCGUCUGAACGUUAAUAACAAUUCGUGUAAUUAAUGUAAUCGAUGCUCCUGAUCCUAGUGUUGUGUUAAAACAGGUUUUCAUUUCUACAUCUCACUCUUGUGGUAUUCGCCAUGACGGAAUAUUUUCUAGCUGUAACACGAUGUUGACGUUUCUCGGCGUGGACGUUAGGUUAGGAGCUGAUGCUAAGUUUAGUUAGAACGGCUUUUGUUUAUGCCACGAGGUUCUUGAGACGUUUUGUUCGUCCGUACGGUCUGCCACGAUUCUUGUUAGCGUGAUGUAUACAAAGAAAUACUUAGAAUUUGUAGAGUUUGUAGAAUUUCUAUAGCAGUUAGAUUCGGGGUCAAGGUCAAUGCAAGGUCAAGGACAAACAUCGAAGACUUCUCGGAAUCGAAACGUCUCUACCGAGUUCUCCAUGUUUCUGCAUGUAGUUUACCAACACAUCUACCAGAAGGCGUUCUUGACCAUGUUUCAACUGUCUAUAAAUACAUUGAAAUAUAUGAUUCGUAGCUAGCUAACACUCGCUAGGUCAUGUUUAUCGUCCAUAUUCCCAUAUUCUUUGGCCUUUAACCUGUUUGCUUUCCUAAAGUAUGCGUUCUUGAAUAAGAUUUAAACUUAAACACUAUAUAACAUAAAAAUACGGACACCAACCGUAAACCUGCGAACGAUCUCGCUCGCGUUAACGUCUUUAAUGCAAAAGGCCACGAGAGACGUCAACCUGUCAACCUUUUCAUUGAAAUCGCUGCUAAAAUCACCAAGAAGAGACUCGGACAACAUUUUAUGACGUAAUUAUAAUUCGCAUAAACUGCUAUACUGCCGUAUUUCUAACAAAAAACAAACAAAACAAACAAACAAACAAAACCACGACAUACCACGAGCCUUCGGAAAGACAGAGAAGUCACAGGUACCACAAAAGUGAGCUGUUCGUAUCAAAUACAAAAUAAAAUAAAAAAAAGUUUAUAAUAAUAACAGUAAUCGGAACACACAGUGACGUCGCCGAUCAUAAAUAACGAUUUACACCGGGUCUGUAUUUCACACAGUUAUACGCUAAUGUGCAUGGAAGAAACGACCCCCCGAGAUGUAACCAUGGCAACAACUGUAAACAUUAAGCGUCAGGACAAAAAUGCUAGCGAGAGUAAAUAAAAUAAAAUGACAGCUAGCCCUAGUUAUUUUCAUAUCAUUCAGUUACGAGUAAGUAAAUAAAUAUAUACAAACGUGUUUUUUUUGUUGUUUUUUUUAAGAACUAAUAAAGACAAAGCAAAGCUAAACGACGUGUAUAGACUCGACUUUUAGGCACGUGGCUAACCUGUAGCCUGUAAAGUGUGGUGUAGGACUCGAGUGUGUGUGUAACGCACAGGGUCUUGUGUGUACGGCGUGAUCAUAUUACUAGAGCUGCUGGAUAAAGUAUCAGCGUCUCACUCAGCCUGCAGUCUUUCAGGAUGACUAAGACAGCAAGUGUGUGUGUGUGUGUGCGCGUGUGUGUGCCUGUGUGUGUGCGCGUGUGUAUGUGUGUGUGUGUAUGUGCGUGCGUGUGUGUGCGUGCGUGUGUGUGUAUGUGCUUGCGUGUGUGUGCGCGUGUGUAUGUUUUCCAGAUUUGAGUCAUGGCUAUUAUUUGUUUCUUUAUUUUUUUUGCGCAUGUUUUACAGAUUUGAGUCAUGGCUGUUAUUUGUUUCUUUAUUUUUUUUGCGCAUGUUUUACAGAUUUGAGUCAUGGCUGUUAUUUGUUUCUUUAUUUUUUUGCUUCAGUAAGUCGCAUUUUCCCCUCAGCGCAUUCUGAGUAGCUGUCGGUGCCACAGCAGGUCCUGUGGUGCGCACUUCAGAAAAUCCUCAGGCGUGGACUUUAAUAAUAAUAAUAAUAAUAAUAAAAAUAAACAUGGAUAAUUAUUUAGUCUAUUGCGUGAGUGAAUGAGUGUGUGUGUGUGUGUGUGUGUGCCCUGCGAUGGGUUGGCACUCCGUCCAGGGUGUAUCCUGCCUUGAUGCCCGAUGACGCCUGAGAUAGGCACAGGCUCCCCGUGACCCGAGGAAGUUCGUAUAAGCGGUAGAAGAUGAAUGAAUGAAUGAAUUCUUUAGUCUCGAGUGCUAUCGUGAACAGCGACGUCUCUCUGACCGCCUCGAGCGUCCACACGUGUGUUUUGUGGCGCAAUUAAAUAAAGCGUGUGUUCGACGGAGGCGCAUUAAUGCGUUCACGAGAGCGAAAGCUUGCGCACACACUUUAUGGGACUUUAAAAGACUUUAUGUUUUACUGUGUAUCUACAAACGAUACAGAAUUCCAGACUCGCCAAACUACAUAUAUGCGUCUGCAUUUUAACACCAGAGUAAUAAGAGAUAUCACUCAGAAAUGCGUUAAAACGUCAAUAUCAAUCAGUCCGUAUGUGUAAGGAAUGAUUGACAGCGGUGUAGGUGUUUUAACUCACUGAUAUUAACACAUAAGGACUUCAGUCAAACAAACAGUGCUUUUGUUUUUCAGGAAAUAGAAAAAAAUCAGAUGGUUUGGACCCAAAAAUAGUCAGAAUGGCUUACAGUAAAGUGUCAGGGCUGACACUGGUAAUGAUAAUCGAGAAAGAUCUAAAAUAUUUUAAACAUCAGAUCAACAAUGAAAAGGGCAGCCGUGUGAAAUCGCGUUAGUUAAAAAUGAUAAAGAAUGUCAAAGAAAACAGGUAAAGGUGAAGUGUAAGGAAGAAUGUGUCUCAUGGGGGCCAAAAUUUACACCCGAGAGCAUCAAAAAGCUGAAAUCGAGCCGUACAGUAGGAGUUAAAAACAAUCUUUAAGACACUUUUAGACUGAUAUUUAGAUUUGUUUCACUAUUAUUAUUAUUAUAAGAUAUAUUAAUAUUCUACGUGGAAAACCUAAUACUCUUAAGUUUAAUUUAAGGGUGUGCAAACUUUUGGACUCUUUUAACUUUUUAAGACGAUCUUUACGCUGCGGUGCUUCGGACAGACCGGGUUGUGUGUCUGCGAUGCACGAGUUUGCUUUAAGUUUUGCCAAAAGUGGUUGAUUUUGUGUAUUGUUUUCAUUUAAUAUCAUUUUUUACUGUCGUUUCAAAGGAAAUCAGGCCUCUAACAUCCUCUGGGAUGAUUUUGUUUCUCAGGAUGUUUAGAACAGAUUUAUGUUUCAUCCUCAGUAAUGUUUUCUGAUUAGCUGAAAGUUUACACACGUCGUUGACUUCAUCGCCUCUGCAUCGUCUGUCAAACGCAUCCAACAAUCGGGGAACUGGGUUUGCCGUGUCCUCGGCUCCUGUCUGAUUUCUGCCACGGGACAAACCGAGAGAGUGAAGUCUGAAGUCUGAUUAUUGUGUUGCAAACGUUGUGUUUCAACGAACAAUGCUUGAAUUGUAUUUUUUUUUUUUAAAAGAUAGAAUAAAAUGCUCCUAAUUUCA